Messenger RNA from Siniperca chuatsi (mandarin fish), 2655 nucleotides. RefSeq lists its product as uncharacterized. NCBI's taxonomy places the organism in Eukaryota, Metazoa, Chordata, Actinopteri, Centrarchiformes, Sinipercidae. The coding region runs from base 268 to 1131 and encodes 287 amino acids. Gene Ontology annotation, molecular function: sequence-specific DNA binding. The record is from RefSeq and is a predicted model, not a curated record. The transcript is spliced from 4 exons.
AUUUUGGCUCAAACAAAGUCAGAAACAUUUUAUCUCUGAUAAAGUAUUUUAAAUUGUAUCCAUAAAAUAUAAUAUAAAAGUCUGCAGGACAGCACUCUUGUUUCCACGAGUUAACAUUUAAUGCAAAUGUAACUUUUUCUUGUUUUUACACCGCGUAAGUAGUAGCUAAAAGUAGCUGGGGUUAAAAUCUCCUGCUGAGCUUCAUUGUCAGCCAAGCUGUCUUGACGUUUUCUAAAUUUAGCUUUGCUGUGUGUCUUAACUCCUGCAAUGGGUGGCUGCUCCGCUCCAAACUGCUCCAAUUCAACCAGCAUAGGUAAACAGCUGUUUAGAUUCCCCCAAGACCCUGUCCGUAAGAAGAAAUGGGUGGUGAACUGUCGACGUGACUUCGAACCAACUCCUCACUCCAGACUCUGUCAGGACCAUUUUGAGCAGAGCCAGUUUGAGGAGAUAGCGAGGUCUCCAGCCGGGGGAAAGAAGCUAAAGCCCAAUGCCAUCCCCACUCUGUUCAGUAUUGGAGACCCUCCUUACCCUGGAGUCACUACUCCAUACAUCUUGCUACCCAUGAAACCUGAACCAGUGGAGAAGGAGCUGAACUUCAGGGACCAUGGCUAUGCCAGGCGCACCCCUCUGGCCGGCCUGGAGGAGGAAGAUGCAGACAGGACUGCCGAGGACCAGCGGCCCUGCACACAGUGUCAACUCCUCAAGAAACAGCUGGAGCAGGAGAUGCAGCACACUGCCAGGCUACAGAAGGAGGCAGAGGAGAUGAAGAAGCGUCUGUAUCGGCUCGACCGGAUCGAGAAGGGCCUUCAGAACUUUCUGUAUGAGGACCAGGUUCGUGCCCUGUCCCUCACCAAACGCUCCCGACGUGCUGUCUGGUCUCCAGAGACCAUCCUGAAGGCUCGAAAGAUCCGCUGUGCAGUUGGCACAAAAGGCUACGAGUACUUGAGAGAGCUGGGAUACCCUUUGCCCUCCUACAGGACUCUGUGUAACCGCCUGGAGACUAAGAUCAUGGUGACGACUGACAUGAGCUGUGAGGAGCUGGCAGAGCUGGGGCUCAUGGCCACCUGUGACAGUCCCACAGAAGGUGUUGGGGACAAUGAUGAGGAGGAAUUGAUUGGUGUUUUGUCCUGAUCGUGGCAGUUUGCAUGACUUACUGACUCUAACCAAGGGAAGAAUGUGCAGAAUUUGCUGUGUACUUCAAGUAACAGAAAAUGGGUAUAUUAUGCUUCUCAUCACAUCUAUGAAAGACUUAAAGGGACAGUUCACCCCAAAAUAAAAAAUACAUAUUUUGCUCACAGCAAGGUCUGUGGAUUAUCUUGAUUAUUGAUGAAUUCUGGAGAGAGACAUUGCUGUUGAGUUUUUCAAAUGUAUUUUAUUGGCGCUUUGAGCACCACAAGCCGAGUGCCAUGUUGUCCCAUUCUAUUCCAAAAUUGCAGACAUCUCUACAGCCGAUAUCUCCAAAACUCAGCAACUCGCACCAAAACAAUUUAGAUGGAUAAAUGGCACUACAGGCAAGAGGACAAAUAUGUAUUUUUGAUUUUGGGGUGAACUGUCCCUUUUUUUUAAGCAUCAAUAUAGAUGUAUGCUUCAUUCAACAGAGAUUGUGAGUUGACUCAUUUGAACUGUUACCUGGUUGUGCUUGUGAUCUGCACCACUAGCACAUGGCUUUGCUCAACAGUUGUGAGAUGCUGGGGCUUGCAGUUAGCCUAGGUUUAUGCUUAUGGUGUUUCUUACCAUGAAGAUGCUGAGCUACAGUACGUGCUGCGACAUGUAAGGAGAUGUACGAUGUAGUCUGUGACAAAGUAAACUACAGUUGAAAGUGUGGCAUUGUGUGGAACGUGUAGACAUAAUUUGCACAAAGCAUGUUGAAAUUUGCUGCUUGUGUUUACAGCUGAUUUAACAAGUGUUUAACUUGUGGUGUUUGCAUGCACAAUGAAUCCCUGGUAGUAUUCAUGAUACUCAAAUGUACUGAGAGCAGUUAAGUUCACAUCCUGGGAUAGGUAGCUAGUUUUAUGAUAUUAUGAGGGCUACUGUGGCAUGCAAAUAUGUUACACUAUAAACUGUUUCCUGCACAUUAUGCAAGCUUUAUUUUUUGUUACAAUUCACCCAGAAUAUUUAUCAUUUGAUGGUGUGUGUAAAGCAGUAGCACACAACUGGUAUAAAAGUGAGUGUCUAGGAAGAUGUUUGCAUUUAAACAUAAUCAGUGGGGUCUCAAACCAUGCUGUUUGAAAUAACCUCUAUUACAAAUCGUCCAAAUGCUGUCAUCAAAAUUAGCGUUGAUUUCCUUAAUUCAUGUAGCCUAUUUUGACCACAUUUGCAAAACUGAAACAUUUGCUGUUUUUCCAGAAGGUUCCAAACUUUUCUGUCGGUAACAAAUUAUAGAAUCUGUUAGGGAGCUGUGUGUAGUCAACAAGGGAAUAAAAGUAAACCCUCCAUUGGUAAAUAGCUACCGGCAGUGUAAUUCUAUACUACAUAGAUUGUGAAUUUAAUUUUGUAGGAUAUUUGAUUCUGCUCUUUCUUGAAGUAUUCACAUUUGCGGUGCAGUUGUAAUUACCACAAAAAGAAUAUCAAAAAAAGCUCAGGCUAGUCACAGUAAGUCACAUGACAACAAUAUCCAAAACACUGGCACUGAGAAAAUAAAGUGAUUGAAUAGAA